AAAUCAGGGCCGGGGCCGGGCUCCUCAGGAAGGCUCUGCCGCCCAGCAUGGAGGGUCCGGCCCGGCUCCUCACCUCCCUCCUGCUGCUGCUCGUAGGCUGCCUCGGCGCCUGCCGGGCCGGCCUCUACUUCAGGGAGGGUCAGAGCUGCUACCGGCCGGCCCCGCGCAGGGCCCUGGGGCUGAGAACCUACCCCCGGCCUCACGAGUACCUGGACGUCUCUACGCUACCAGAAAGCUGGGACUGGAGGAAUGUUAAUGGCAUCAACUACGCCAGCACCACUCGGAACCAGCACAUCCCACAGUACUGCGGGUCCUGCUGGGCGCACGGGAGCACCAGCGCCUUAGCAGAUCGAAUCAACAUAAAGAGAAAAGGUGCAUGGCCUUCUGCCUACCUCUCUGUACAGAAUGUGAUUGAUUGUGCUAACGCGGGAUCCUGUGAAGGUGGAGACCACACAGGUGUUUGGAUGUAUGCCCAUGACCACGGCAUUCCAGAUGAGACCUGUAACAACUACCAAGCUAAGAAUCAAAAAUGCAAGAAGUUUAACCAGUGUGGAACCUGUGUCACUUUUGGAGAAUGCCAUGUGAUAAAGAACUAUACUCUCUGGAAAGUUGCUGACUAUGGUUCUGUCAGUGGAAGGGAAAAAAUGAUGGCAGAAAUCUAUAAGAAUGGACCAAUUAGCUGUGGUAUAAUGGCUACUGAAAAGCUGGAUGCUUACACUGGAGGACUCUAUACAGAGUACAACCCUUCACCUACCGUGAAUCAUAUCGUAUCUGUGGCCGGCUGGGGUGUAGAAAAUGGAACAGAAUACUGGAUUGUUCGUAAUUCAUGGGGUGAACCCUGGGGUGAAAGAGGGUGGCUGAGAAUUGUGACAAGUGCAUAUAAAGGUGGAAGAGGAGCACAGUACAAUCUUGCUAUUGAAGAGGACUGUGCGUAUGGAGAUGUUUUACUUCCUUGAUUCUAUACUGUACAUUUUUCUGUUUAAAGAAUAGUCUAAAACUUUCACUGCUCAACUUUCAGGCAGUUUACAGAAUUAGUCCAGAUAACACAACACACAGUAUUAAAAAUAAAAUACAGGUUGCCUUCAGAUAACUACUUAAAUUUUUUUAAAAAUAAAGUAAUUUACCCCUGAAAAAGUGUUGUCUGCUUUGCACAGUAUUUAAAUCAUAUAGUUUCUGUAAGACAAUAUGUAAAUUUGUGUAUAAAUAUAUAUAUUUUAAAAAUACAAAUUAUGCAGAUGUAACUAAAAAAACUAUGUGCACUAUAUUUACGCUAAACUAACAGUAGUGAGGAAAAUAUUAUACAAAUAUGCAGAUAUAAAAAAAGCUAAGACCAGACAUUUUACAUUCAAAAACUAAAUCUCCCUGUUGUAUCCUUGGCUUUCUGGUGAAAAAAUAUUGCUGGAAGUCUCGUGAUUCUGUUGCUUUUAUCCAACCAAAAUUACAAUAGGAAUGUUGAUCAAAAGAUGUUAAAAGUACUUAUCUACUUA
This is a messenger RNA of Oxyura jamaicensis (ruddy duck), 1487 nucleotides long. It is a transcript of the gene CTSZ, whose product is annotated as cathepsin Z. The record is from RefSeq and is a predicted model, not a curated record. The transcript is spliced from 6 exons. Gene Ontology annotation, cellular component: lysosome. Bases 48 to 956 code for a protein of 302 amino acids. Lineage: Eukaryota; Metazoa; Chordata; Aves; Anseriformes; Anatidae. Gene Ontology annotation, molecular function: cysteine-type endopeptidase activity.